Rhopalosiphum maidis (corn leaf aphid) is the source of this 4169-nucleotide messenger RNA. RefSeq names its product helicase sen1-like. Gene Ontology annotation, cellular component: nuclear body. The transcript is spliced from 19 exons. Gene Ontology annotation, molecular function: helicase activity; protein binding; transcription termination site sequence-specific DNA binding. Bases 321 to 4103 code for a protein of 1260 amino acids. Gene Ontology annotation, biological process: termination of RNA polymerase II transcription. The record is from RefSeq and is a predicted model, not a curated record. NCBI's taxonomy places the organism in Eukaryota, Metazoa, Arthropoda, Insecta, Hemiptera, Aphididae.
CCUACGUUCUCAGACUAAGAGUUGAAUUUAUAGUAAAAUUUAAAAUACCAUGUCAAAUCUUACUUUGUGAUACGCGAUAUUAUUAUUUCAAUCAUCAGUUAAUCGGACAUUCUUUAAAAGGAAUUUUCAAUUACUAGGAACUGAGAUCAAACAACAAUACAAAAAUGUAGACAAUUUACAUCAUGGUGCAUGAGUACUUACACAAGCAAUGAUCAGUGGAUGCAUGAUUGGUGUCAUUUUAUGAUGUUUUAUUGUGAAUAGUUCUAUAGGAACCUAUUGUAAUCCAUCAUAUAUUUUUAUUUGUCUGCAAUAAAUUAAAAAUGGAAAACAUUGAACAGAGUAUGCCUAGUUGCGCUCUUAAAUGUCUUCGAAACGUUGAAGAUGUUUCUCAAAAUGUACAUAAAAUCAAAUAUGGAGUGAAUACUAUUGGAAGAGGAUUAAACAAUGAUAUCAUACUCAAAAAUUUAAAUGUAUCAAGAACUCAUUGUCAUUUACGGGUUGAAAAAAAAGAAUCUAAAGAUAUUGCAUAUAUCAAGGAUUUAGGUACAUCAAAUGGGACUUCUGUUGGCAAUUUAAAUUUAAUUGAGUUUGAAGAACAUCAGUUGAAUGACUUAGAUAUGAUUGUGUUAGCUAGUGGUGAUGAAGGAGUCGUUUUACAAUAUAUUGAUCAAAUAGAUCGUACUAUUAGUUUUUCAAAUAUAUGUAAUAAUAAAAGAAAAGUACUUAGUGAAGAAAAUAUAGAUGAUGAAUCAACUGCUGUAAAAAUUCCAAAAUUAGUUGCAGCUCCAGAUGAAUGUAACAUAUUAAAGAAACCAUUUUCAAAUCCAGAUACCGAUCUAUCAAAUGCCUUGAACAUUUUGCCUAAUGUUACUAAUAAUUUACAACAUGCAGAUUUAAAUCAGUCGACAUUAGUUGAUGCUGUUUUGAAGCCUAAUAUAAAUAAUGAUGAUCAAAAUUUACCAGCUAAAGACCCCAAAAUAAUUCCUUCAUAUAAUACAGAACCUUCUUGUUCUUAUUAUAAAGAUAAUAUAUUUAGUUCAGUGAAAAUAAAAAUUGAACCUGAUACAAUAAAUAAUGUAUUUAGUCAAGGAACAUAUCGCAAUGAAGAAGAUAGUGUUAUCGUAGUUUAUUCGUCAGAUGAAGAAAAUGAAAUAAAUAAAAAUGGUUUAGAAUUAUCAAGCAAUAUAAUUGACAAACAAAAAGAAAUUAACAUAAAACAUUCAUAUCCGUCUACUUCAAAAAUAGAAAAUAAUUUGAACCUUCCAGAAUUGUUUCAAUGUCAAAGAAAUGAUACACCGAGUGAUAAUAAAGAUGAUUUAAUUUUCAUACCACCAGAUCCGCCUUGCAUACCACCUAACUUGAAUUCAAAUAAUAUAAAUCCUGCGAUAAGUGAUAGUGAUACUGAAAAUGAAAGUGAUAACACUAGUAAAUACCCUAAAAUCAUUGAUCCUUUUCCAAUGAAAGUUAAUAAAAAGGGACAAACAAAGCUACUAGUUGAGAAUAAAUAUAUAAUAAAAACUCGAGCUAAAUCAGAAAAAAAAAUUCAUGAUAAAAAGAAAGUAGAAGAAGAAAUUGUUGAUCAAAAUAAACAAUUUAUUCAAGAAAGACAAUUAAGACUUAAGAAAUUGGCUACUAAUAACUCAUCUAAUGAGUCUCCAAAAAUAAUAAAUGAAAAUCCAUCAACUAAUGACCUUUUUAUUGAUAACCCUUCAACAAUUGGUCAAUUAAAAAAAAAAAAGAGAGUAUCUAGAUUAGAACAAAUAAAUAAUGAUAAUUGCAUACCAAGUACAUCAAAAUCCCAUUUACCUAAGCAAGAGAUUCAAAAAAAAGUUGAAUUCAAUUGUCAAAAAAUAACACCAACCAUAAAUGUUCAAAAUGAUCAAUAUUCAUUCUCUAAUUGUAAAAAUGUAGGCUCUUCGACUAUACCAAUUAUCAAACCAAUUAAUUUUGUUUUUUAUGAUACACUUAGUAAAAUAUGUAAGUGGAAUGCAGUGUGGUUAUAUGAGGAAAAAUUUGUGAAUACAUCUCCACCGUUGGUAAAAAAUAUCUAUAAAAUGAAAGAACAAUUUGAUACUCCAUCUGAGUAUUUGUCUACAAUGAAAUCAAUAUUGUUCUAUGAAAUUUGGUCAAAAAUAAGCGAAUCAUAUCAUAUGGUACUUAGUAAAAAUCCUAAUUUGGAAAAGUAUAUUUUUGAAAAAUCUUCGAAAAAAAAUUUACCUCUCCCUACAUUUGACAUUCAAUCUGUCAAUAAAGAAUUUUCCUCAUCAGUGCCAGCAUUAAAAUCUAUUAAUCAGCCAUUAUGGAUUUUAAAAUGUAUAGGAACGAAUAAGAACAUUGAAACUUUAACGGGAUCAAGAAAUUCACUAAAGGGAUGCUUAUGUAUUGUUAUAGUACAGUCAGAACACUUUGAAACAAAUGUUGUAAAUAAAAAGCCAAUAAAAUCUAAAAAUAUUUUUUUUGCUUACGUUAAUAAUGCAAAAAAAAUUGGGUACCACUCAAAUUCUCAAUUGUACAUAGAACUUAUUGUGACAAAAAAGACUGAAAAUAUUCCAAAUGGAACACAUAUUCACUUGAUGGAGAUAUUUUAUUUGCACUCAGAACUGCGUUUAUUUCAAGCUUUAAAUAAUGUGACGACAUCUUCACUAUGCAAAGCACUCAUCACUCCACAGUUGCAUAACUACAGUAUUGAUUCUUCAAAAGUGAAUUUAAAAAAUUAUAACAUAAAUAGUUUGUUAUUGAACAACAGUCAAAAAGAAGCUAUAAAAAUGGCUAUAACAAUUUGCAAUUCUGUAGAACCAAAUGUAGGUUUGAUAAUUGGACCACCAGGCACAGGAAAAACUAAUGUUAUCUGUAAUAUUAUUUUAAGUUUAAUGUCUAACAAAUUGACCAAAACUAAGACUAAACCUAAACUUCUUAUAUGUGCACCUUCUAAUGAAGCUGCUGAUGUGAUAGUUAGACGAAUAAUAGAAAUUAAAAAAGACUUAAAACAUGAAGCCCAAUUUGAUGUAAUACGAGUGAGUAGUGGACAAAAAUAUGAUCCAAAUUCACCUAUUUUUAAUGUACUGCUGGAUACUGUAAUCAAACAAAGAAUGGAGAAUCCUUUGAAUGAAGCUGAUCGACAAGGUCAAACAAAUAAUUCAUUCAUAUACACCAAUAAAAAAGAUCUUGAAAAUAAAAUACUUCUAAAUGCUGAAGUUGUUGUGACAACAUUGAACUCCUGUUUUUCCAAGACAAUGGAGGAAACUUUCAAGCCUUCCGUUAUUAAUUGUCAUUUUACUGCCUGUAUAGUAGAUGAAGCUGGACAAUCUAUAGAACCUCUAAUUUAUGUUCCGCUACUACUUGGUAUUGAUAAAUUAAUUUUGGUUGGGGAUGAUAAACAGCUUCAACCAUUAGUAAAGAGUAAGGUGGCCAAAGAUAAUGGCCUAGGUAUUUCUCUUUUCAAACGGCUUAUAUCAUGGUUUGAACAUAAACGCUCCACACGAAAAAGUUUUCCAGUUACUAUGUUGAAUACGCAAUAUCGAAUGCAUUAUGAAAUUUGUUUAUUUCCAUCAACAUACUUUUAUAAAGGCAUAGUUAAAACUGCACCAUCUGUCAAAAUAAGAAAGCAACUGCCAUUUCAGCCAUACAUGAUCCUAGAACAUGAAAGUCAACAAGAUGAUACUGGUGAGUUAAAUAUUGGUGAAGCAUAUAUGAUUGUAAGUCUGGUAGAAAUUUUACUCAACUCGGAAUGUCAAUCACUGACCGUUGCAGUCUUAACACCUUACCAUAAACAAAGAGAGCAAAUAAAUGGGUUGUUAAAGAAAAAGAAGAUCUCAAUAAAUGUCAAUACAAUAGAUUCAUUUCAAGGUGGUGAAUGUGAUGUAUUAUUAAUUUCAACAGUUCGUACUAAUGGAGUCGGAUUUAUGGAUGAUAUUUGUCGUUUGAAUGUUGCUUUAACGCGUGCUAAGCAAUCAUUAAUAAUAUGUGGAAACUUCAUGUCUUUGAGAGGAGAACGAGUAUGGUCUGAUUUAUUAGAAGAUGCAAGAAAACGUAAAUUAAUUAAAAAAGUAUCAAAAAAAGUCAUUACUAAUUCUAGGGCUUUGCUUGCUAUGAUAAGAUAUUAAUAUGUAUUUGAUAUAUAUGAAGUUUAUGACAACCUUUAAUAUAAAUUAUAAAUUGUAAUACUUUUU